Molecule: messenger RNA, 1586 nt
Organism: Cryptomeria japonica (Japanese cedar)
Lineage: Eukaryota; Viridiplantae; Streptophyta; Pinopsida; Cupressales; Cupressaceae
Product: CMP-sialic acid transporter 2
Exons: 15
Coding region: 301-1341 (346 amino acids)
Biological process (GO): pyrimidine nucleotide-sugar transmembrane transport
Cellular component (GO): Golgi membrane
Molecular function (GO): pyrimidine nucleotide-sugar transmembrane transporter activity
Source: RefSeq, a predicted model, not a curated record
UCAAUUGAAUUUAUAUAAGGUCAAUUGCCCCAAUUUGGUGUUACGAAAUAUUGUAUGGGCUGGUCUACAUACACUCCAAGCUCCUUGAUAUUUAAUCUGGACCUUUCACACUUGGAAAUUUGAACGGAAGCUCCAAUUCCCUUGAAAUUUGAAUAUGGGUUGGACCUUACACCCAUUUCAUGCUUGGUCACCAUAACAGCAAGCAUUACAAAUCUCAAAUUAAAAACUGACUGGAAAGUUCUCUGCAUAUUUCAGUGACAGAAGCCAGUGAUUCAGCAUUUGAACUCUAUUUCAAAUAAAAUGGGUUACAGAGAGAUCAAAGAGCAGGAAAAGGAGAGCAAAGCAGAUAUUGAAGACCCGCACCCUGAAUCUGGUUCUGGUGCAGAUAAUCCACAAAUAGGCAUUCAAGAAGGAUUGGAAUGGAAACGCAAGUCGCUUGUGAUAAUUGCAUUGACUGUGCUUACUAGUUCACAAGGAAUUCUAAUUGCAUGGUCCAAACGAGCUGGAAAGUAUGACUACAGUGUUGCAACGGCAAAUUUUAUGGUGGAGACGCUUAAGUGUGUGUUCUCAUUGGUUGCUGUCACUCUAAUAUGGGAGAGAGAAGGCAUCACAGAGGAUAACAAACUUCUUACCACUUGGGAAGAGAUCAAAGUCUAUCCUGUACCGGCGGGAUUAUAUCUUGUGAAAAAUUUACUACAGUACUAUAUCUUCCUGUAUGUGGAUGCCCCAAGUUACCAAAUAUUGAAAAACUUGAACAUUAUUAGUACCGGAGUACUGUAUCGUACUAUUUUGAGGAGAAGAUUAACAGAUAUUCAAUGGUCAGCUUAUAUAUUAUUGUGUAUUGGAUGCACUACUGCAGAGCUAACUUCAUCAUAUGAUCAUGUUUCACAGACUCCUGUUCAGGGCUGGAUCAUGGCUAUUGUGAUGGCACUAUUGAGUGGCUUUGCUGGUGUUUACACUGAGCUGAUUAUUAAAAAGCAACCUUCAAGAAAUAUCAACGCUCAGAAUUUCUGGCUGUAUAUAUUUGGAAUGAUUUUCAGCGCUGGAGCUAUGUUCGCACAGGAUGAUGAGGAGAUCAGGAACAAGGGAUUUUUCCAUGGAUUUUCACUCAUUACUGUAUGCAUGAUUAUCAACCAUGCUCUCGGUGGGAUUGCAGUAUCUAUGGUAAUGAAAUACGCGGAUAACAUUGUGAAGGUUUAUUCCACCUCAGUUGCAAUGCUCCUUACAGCAAUUAUAUCAAUAUUUCUCUUUGGAUUUCAAUUAACUCUUCCUUUUGUCCUUGGUUCUAUGGUUCUAUCUGUAUCAGUUUAUUUGCAUUCGAAGGGAAAGGCGCCAAGGUGAUAGCCAACUAUUGAGUGUUUAUCUUUUAUCUUACUUUCCUUUAUUCUUCUUUAUUCUAUCCUCUCCUACAAGAAUAUGCCUGAUAUUCGAGUUUUAUUGUAAUAAAAGUUGCUUUGUUGAAGUGGCAAUGUAAUUGGAGGCGUCUCCCUUCAAGGAGAAUCUAUUUGAAGGCAUCUCCAUCCAAGUAGUCAAUAUGAAUCAAAUCAAGUAGUAUUUAAUUACUAUUGUAAUAAAGGUAUGUCUUU